Rhizophagus irregularis DAOM 181602=DAOM 197198 is the source of this 750-nucleotide messenger RNA. The record is from RefSeq and is a predicted model, not a curated record. NCBI's taxonomy places the organism in Eukaryota, Fungi, Glomeromycota, Glomeromycetes, Glomerales, Glomeraceae.
GUUUUUGAAGAAUUUGUCAAUCUACCUAAUCUUCACAUUAAUUUUCAUCUUUGCCUCCAUGCUCGCACAUACGCAACAUUAAGAAAUACUCAAGUAGGAAUAAAAGAAACAGUACACAAGAUAUUUAAAUCAAUGGUACCAAAUACCAAUCGCAAAGAAGUAGAUUUGGAUCUAUUGAAACGUUAUAAUACAAGUUUUGCAAUUCGGCAUCUCACAGAUGAUGGAAUAGAUAAAAGAUUUUCACGAUCUCAUGAUGGAUACACUGGAUUAAAAAAAAGCGCCUGUGAAAAGUUAUUCAACAAUUGGUUUGUUACCAAAGAUAGACUAUUUGAUGAAACAGACUAUAUCGAUGAGAAAAGAAUUUCUUUGAAAAAUAUCAAAGAAUUCGUCAAGUUUUUUCCAUCAAAUAGUCAUUUUAAAACUGAAUUAUCUAUAUCAUAUAAUGAAAUUGGUCUCCACGCGGCAUUAAUCAAUUCAUCAAUAACUUGGUAUGAAAUGGCGUCCUAUGUUACAGAAAAUGCUUUUGGAAAUAAAGAAAAGUUUGAAGAAAUUAAUCAAAAUCACGUUAUUUUAAAAUGUCCACUUUUUAGGCUUCUUUCUGCAAACGAUCAACAGUGGAGAAGAAUUUUUUUGAUAACUGUUAUUGAUCAAGCAAAUAAGAUUCACUUUGUACGCAAUGAGAUAGAUGAACAAGAGGAAAAUGAAGAAAGUUGUUGGAUUAAAAAUGAGUUUUAUUUUACUGCUGUAUAA